This is a messenger RNA of Alternaria arborescens, 1191 nucleotides long. RefSeq lists its product as hypothetical. The record is from RefSeq and is a predicted model, not a curated record. NCBI's taxonomy places the organism in Eukaryota, Fungi, Ascomycota, Dothideomycetes, Pleosporales, Pleosporaceae. Bases 1 to 1191 code for a protein of 396 amino acids. The transcript has 3 exons.
AUGGACAGUACCAGCGCCAAAAGCCCCAUCACUAUCGACAAUGAGAGAGAAUCCAGCUGGUAUAAGCAAGCGAUCACCAGGAAGGCACUCUCAAGUAUACCUGAUCAAUUUGAGAAGAUACCAAAAUCUGAGACACUCGAGUUCAGCCACUGCGAAAUUCUUGGCCCAACGGUCCUCGCCAACUUGCCACAAGAGGCUUCACCAAUGGUACUUGCCAUCGGCAUCUUUGACGGCAACCUUCCAUACAUGAGGCAGACUGUGUACGCCUUUGUACAUGGAUCGAAGCAUAAUCUAGUUGGAUUUUUCCUCAUCAUGCAGGACUUGAGCGUGUAUCGGAUACCACACGCCAGCCUUGAGAACAUCGAUUUCGUGGAACCCUUUUGUGAUCUUGGAGACCAAACCGUUGGCCAACAAACAGUUUGCAACAGACUACGGGCCAUAGUUCUUUAUUAUCUCUUAGAAGCUGGGCAUCUAAGGGGGUUUGGCCACUACAGAGAUUUCUGGCAGGAUUUUACAAAGUCGUGCGCGUGGAUUGCGAAUAAGGGAAGUCCACCAAAGCUACAGAUGAACGUACAGAAAAGAAACAGUCGACCGGAUUUAGACGCAGCGCUGAUUCUAGUCCCAAAUGCGGUUGUUUCGACAUCUGAAGAUGUCGCAUCCAAAAAGCGCAAAGGUGACGAAAGAUCUGACUCGGCACCCAACAUCAAGCGCCGCGACUACGGUCACAGAAUACAACGACCCAUCAUCAUCUCUAGGUCAUCUAGCCCAGAGAAUCUGGUCAUGGCAAAACGUAUGGAGGCCCAGCCUAAAGCCAGUAAGGCAGAAAACGAUUUGCUAAAAGCAGCGAUUGCUACUCAGACCAGACCGCUGGAAGUUAACCAGGCAAGAGUUCAAACAAAUCAUCAGCUUCAAGAACAAGUCACCAGCCUCAAAGCCGAAGUGAGUCGAAUCAAGGACGAAUACUCGUAUGGCCAAAAUGCAUAUCGCGGCAUUCAAGUUCGAUACGAUGAACUAAAGACGGAGCACGCCAACGCGCUCGACGACGGAGAGUGUCUCCGCGAGCAACUCCGACAAAGCCAGUUGCGUUGUGAACAAACUGAAAAGAGAACGAACGUACUAGAGGCGGAGGUAGAACUACUUAAGCGAAAGAUGAGGGAAGCAAGAAAAGCGUUAGACGAUCCGAGUCCUUAA